Messenger RNA from Auanema sp. JU1783, 2625 nucleotides. The record is from the annotation of a GenBank genome assembly. Lineage: Eukaryota; Metazoa; Nematoda; Chromadorea; Rhabditida; Rhabditidae.
AUGCUCACUAUCACCUGCGUUGGCGCAGAAACAGUGAUUCUCAUGACUGAUGGAACUGGAGCAGGAAUGGAACAAAUGAUAUUGGAUGCAUAUUUAGGUGAUCCAGGACAGGUGAUAGUGUUAGAGUUAACACUACCUUGUUAUCCAUACGGUUGGGGAGCGUCUGAACCAGACCUUAGACCAAAAGAUAAUAAAUUCACCUGCGAUGGUGAAACUGAGUGUUGUCCUGCUAAUGGUCUUUGGACGGAGUGGGUUGCUGAGAAUGAUUGUUCUGCUGAUUGUGGAUCAUGUGCUCAACAAGUUUUCAGAAGGAGCUGUUUAUCUGAGCCUUCAGGGUGUUCUUGCACUGGCAGCGAUGUCGUCAUACGUAACUGUAAUAUUGAUGCUUGCGAGUACCCGGCUCCAAAUUGCUGCACUGGGUUCCGAAUUGUUUUCGUGAAUGGCCGUUUUGCCUGUGGACCACAGCCAAGUGAGCCCACAAUACCUGCCGAUGUUUCCUGUUGUCCGCCUGGUGGCUUCUGGUCUCUGUGGGGAGAAUGGAGCGGUUGUAGCGGGGGCACUUGCGGAAAGUGUGGUGCGGCUACUCGCAGCCGUACGUGCUAUUCAGAAGAGUAUGGAUGCUCGUGCGAUGAUGGAGAAGACACGGAAACAAAACCUUGUAGAGUUUUAGCUAGCUGGAAUGAAUGGGUGGAAAGUGUAAGCUGUUCUGAGAGUUCGUGCGGGUCUUGCAGUUAUAGAGUUUACGAAAGAACGUGUGACUCUACUAACAGUUGUUUCUGCAUUGGCUCAGAGCGCAAAGCUGAACUUUGUAACACGUCUCCUUGCAACGGCACAUAUUGCUGUGAUGAUUUCGAGAUGAUGACUCUUGUCGCUAACGGACCGUCUUUCUGUGGACCAUUGCCUGAUCUUGAGCCGGAAGCUGUUAACGAGGAUUGUCCGCUAGAAGCGGAAUGCUGUGUUAUGGGCGGAAUUUGGUCAGAAUGGUCUGCAGGAGGAUCCUGUUCAUCAACUUGCGGAGGAUGCGGUAUCACUACAAGAUCUAGAUAUUGCAUUUCUGAAGACUGGAACUGUGAUUGCGUAGGUGAAGCAACAAAAUCUUCCGACUGUGGAGCUAUCGCAUGCAAUACCAGUACACCUUGCUGUAGUGGUUCAGAUCCUGUUUCCAUAGACAAUAUACUCACAUGCCCAUCCUUAGAUUCAAAAGAUCCAGCUCCUUCGGAUCUGUGCUGGACAGAUUGCUGUCCCCAGUCUGGUGGAUAUUGGUCCGAAUGGUUCGAUGUCGGGCAAUGCUCUGAAGAUUGUGGCAGCUGUGGCUUAUUGCCGCAAAAACGCCGAUGUCUCACAGAACAGUAUGGAUGUGAUUGCAGAGGUAACGACACAAGAAAUAUUGUUUGCAAUACUGGUGUUUGCUACUUCCCUCUUCCAACAUGUUGUGAACCGUAUGUUUCAAUGGUUAUCGAUGAUAAGCAUUCAUGUGGACCACUGCCUUCAUACACUACGCCCGAUAAACCAUACGAUCCUUACUGCAACGAGACGUGCUGUGCCGAAACAGGAAUCUGGAGUGAAUGGACAAUAACCCCUGAACAAUGUACAGAUUACUGUGGAUCUUGUGGUAACAUGACAAAGACAAGAACAUGCAUUUCAGAAAAUGAAGGGUGUCCUUGCCAAGGUCAUUCUAUAGAAAUCAGUCAAUGUAAUACUGGAGUUUGUUAUUAUCCUCGCCUUUCAUGUUGUCCUGGCUAUCAGUCCAUGGUGAUUGCUGGAAAGCAUGCUUGCGGGCCUCUGGCAAUUAUACCUGAAGAAGUACCCUAUCUCAAUACAUGCGGUGUCGAAUGUUGUCCAAAUGCCGGUAUUUGGGGAGAGUGGACAAUAUCUGUUCCCUGCAACGACACUUGUGGUUCAUGUGGGGCUCAAACAAGGAUACGCAAAUGCUUAUCAACAAGAUAUGGUUGCCCAUGCACUGGAGACGAUACCAGAAAAGACGUUUGCGGAACAACGACAUGUCUUUAUCCACGUGUCGCUUGUUGCCUUCCUUAUACUAAACGAAUUGACCCAGUAACCAAAACUAUUAUCUGUGGCCCUCUUCCAACCGAACCGGCGUUUAAUCCAGAGCAAACAACUUGUUGUGAUCCAGAGCAAACUGGAUUAUGGAAUGAAUGGAAAGCUUGGUCUACGUGCUCAGGAACGUGUGGACUAUGUGGUGUUCAAAGUCGCAAUAGAACCUGCGCUUCCGCUGCAUAUGGAUGUCCUUGCGUAGGAAAUACCGUUGAACAAAAGAACUGUGGAGACCAGGCUUGUCCAUCCGGAGCUAAGUGUUGCGCUGGAAAAUAUCUGUCUAAAACAUAUGAUGGCUUCGAGUUCUGCACAGAUAAACAGAUUCCAUACUGCGCAGGAACAUGGACACCAUGGUACACUCAAACUGGCGCAACAUGCAAUGACACUUGCGGCAUGUGCGGAGUUAUCGCUUCUUAUAGACACUGUUGGCCCUCAGGCUGUCAAUGCAGCGGAAGUUUCACAGCCAACCGGCCGUGCAUGGAACCUGUCUGUCUGUACCCAAGAACUGCUUGCUGUGCUGGAUUCGCAAGGAAAAUCGUUGGUGGUAAACUUGUAUGUGUAGCCACAUAG